Messenger RNA from Ostrea edulis (European flat oyster), 988 nucleotides. RefSeq lists its product as uncharacterized. The transcript is spliced from 4 exons. Lineage: Eukaryota; Metazoa; Mollusca; Bivalvia; Ostreida; Ostreidae. The record is from RefSeq and is a predicted model, not a curated record. Bases 43 to 663 code for a protein of 206 amino acids.
UAUAAACAGACAUUUCGUUCUUAUUUCUGAAACGACUCAACGAUGAGCGACAGAGGACUAGUCGUGUGUAUUAUUGUCUUUCUGUUCAUCCCCACUUGUGCUUUACAGCUCUCGGGGAUCUUUUCCAGUUGGUGGGUGAAAACGGAGGCACCCAACAUUACCAGUGAAUGCUACUUAGGUGUCAUCUUCAAUGAAAACUGUUGGAAUUACAUUGAAUAUACUCCAGGGAUUGUAGGGAUUGGACAACCUGUGACUGGAUUGGAGAUACUCGCAGGGAUCGUGAUGGCACUGACAACAUUGAAUGCGCUCAUCUCUUUCCGUUAUUCAGACGAUGACUCAGAUGAUGACUUUUCUUGCUGUAGAUGUAUAAUAGGAUGUGUAUCUAUAUUUUAUCCCUUCUCUGAAACUGAACUUUUUGCAGGAAUACUAGGGUUCACUGGAUGCAUGUUUUUAGUCUCAUACGACUUGGGGGAACUGCAGUGGGCUUUUUACACAAGUUUGGCCGCGUCCUGUUAUAAUAUCAUUCAGAUAUUCUUCUGCUGUUGGAUGCUUUGCAAGGUUCGUCGUCACGAGGAAGAGGAAACAAAUGAAACGUCUACUGGUGCCAUUGUCAUAGAGCAACUCCAAAUUACCCAAGUCACGCACAUUUUUCAUAUCACAUAGAACGUGCAGAAACGCUGUGCAAUGAGAGACGUAACUACAAUAUACAAGUCGUCUAUUCAUGAAAUUUUCAUCAGAUGAUUUACGCAAUUAAACUUUUCACAUCAAAACAAAAUUGAUAUAUAUCAAGAACUGAAUUCAUUUAGGACUCAUCGUUUUCGUAUACUGCUUGGAAAGAGUUAUCGUCCUUAGAUUUAGACGCUUGCACAUGGUUGAUAAAACUCUUAUUAUCAUAAAAAAGAGGUCUUUUCUGUGUUUGAAAAUGUUAUAUUUGAAUUUUGUUGUUGCACAGGGUCUAUAAAAAUGUUAUAUUUGAAUUUUGAUGUUG